CGGCGGGGCGGCAGUCGGACGGCGCGAUGCGGCGGCGCGGCGGAGCGGAGGCUGCGGAACACGGGAACGGCGAUGGCAGCGGGCGGGCGGCGGAGGGGAGAGCGGAGCGACCUCGGCGGGGCUGGCUGGGCUGGUGCCCCCGACUGCGCACCGUCCUCCUGCAGCUGCUCCUCAUGUACAUCUCCGUGCCCUUCCUCGUCCGCCUCUUCCCUGUCAUCCUCACCAAAUUUGUCUUCCUAAACUUCAUGGCAUUCCCUUUCUUCGCGGACCUGCGGCAGCCGGCGCUGCUGCUGAACAACACCAUCAGCCUCUACCUGCCCACCGAGCCGGGCGUCACCGUUGGCAUCUGGCACACGGUGCCGGGCAGCAGUGGGACUGAGGCGCGAGGUCGGGAGCAGCGCUGGUUCGAGGAGGCUCUGGGUGAUGCUCACCCCAUCAUCAUCUACCUGCACGGUAACGGGGGCACCAGGGCUGCGAGCCACCGGAUCCAGUUUAUGAAGCUGAUGGGGGCUGCCGGUUUCCACAUCCUGGCUCUGGACUACAGAGGCUAUGGGGACUCCAGUGGGCACCCCUCGGAGAGCGGCUUCACCACCGACGUCCUGGCACUGUACGACUGGGCCAAAGCACGCAGUGGGAACAGCUCCAUCAUCUUCUGGGGACACUCCUUGGGGACAGGGAUCGCAACAAACGCGGCCAGAAAGCUGCAGGAGGAGCGAGGGGUCCAGGUGGACGCUGUUGUGCUGGAGUCCCCCUACACCAACAUCCGCGACGCAGCUGCCAACAUUCCCAUCACUAAGAUUUAUCGGCAGUUCCCAGGUUUCGAGUACCUGAUCUUGGACUCCAUGGCUCUGGGCAAUAUGUUCUUCCGCAACGAUGAGAAUGUGAAGGUGCUGGCCUGCCCGCUGCUCAUCCUGCACGCAGAGGAUGACACCGUGCUGCCCCCCCAGCUGGGACGCCAGCUCUUCGAGACCGCACGCAGAGCCUACAAGGACAAGAGCAAGGUGAAGCUCAUCACCUUCCCUGAGAAGCUGGGGCUGGGCCACGACUACAUCUCAUCCAACCCAGAGCUGCCCACCCUGGUGAAAGACUUCUUGAACAUGAAAUGACUCCAGCUGCUGCCUGCAGCGCCCAUAAGCACUGCCCCUGCCCUGCACUGGGACCCCACCGUGGCACUGAUCCUACUACUGCUGUAUGUAAUAAACACUGAGAGCCACGCUCAUCCUCCCACUGCUGCGGGAUGCUCGGGGGAUGGAGACACAGCUGCAGGGACAGAGGGGUCAAGCAGGAACCAGAAGCAGGGUGAGGGUGCACUGCAAAUACCCCAUCCCCUGCACUUUGAGCGAUCAGCUUUGCAGCGAGCAAGCCCACUUCCUCAUUCCAUCUCCAGCAACCCCCCCA
Molecule: messenger RNA, 1398 nt
Organism: Phasianus colchicus (ring-necked pheasant)
Lineage: Eukaryota; Metazoa; Chordata; Aves; Galliformes; Phasianidae
Gene: ABHD12B
Product: abhydrolase domain containing 12B
Biological process (GO): phosphatidylserine catabolic process; monoacylglycerol catabolic process
Cellular component (GO): endoplasmic reticulum membrane
Molecular function (GO): monoacylglycerol lipase activity; phosphatidylcholine lysophospholipase A1 activity
Source: RefSeq, a predicted model, not a curated record